AUGUCGCCAGCUGUUGGAAACAUGGAACUUGAAAAGAAGCGAUCGGCAAUACGAACCCAACUCCACCGUCUUCGGGAUAGACAAUUUGGUGACGAGUGCAGGGAGUUUAUCCGUGCCAUUCGUUACUUGCGACUUCGCAAUGAUGAACUUCGAACCCUCGACUUUCUCGCCCGUCUACAGACUGCACUCCAACGAGUCUCCAACGAGGGUAGUAUUAGCGAAAUUCAUCGGAUGGCGAUGAUUGCUGUCCAACAAAGAAGAAGACAACGUCGACGACGACGUGCACCUGCAAGUACAGGAGUGCUUGGUUCCAAAAAUAGGAAGCGAUCACCUCCUCGGUAG
Messenger RNA from Cylindrotheca closterium, 342 nucleotides. Lineage: Eukaryota; Bacillariophyta; Bacillariophyceae; Bacillariales; Bacillariaceae. The record is from the annotation of a GenBank genome assembly.